Molecule: messenger RNA, 3887 nt
Organism: Gaeumannomyces tritici R3-111a-1
Lineage: Eukaryota; Fungi; Ascomycota; Sordariomycetes; Magnaporthales; Magnaporthaceae
Product: potassium transporter 1
Exons: 3
Coding region: 761-3574 (937 amino acids)
Biological process (GO): intracellular potassium ion homeostasis; potassium ion import across plasma membrane
Cellular component (GO): plasma membrane
Molecular function (GO): high-affinity potassium ion transmembrane transporter activity
Source: RefSeq, a predicted model, not a curated record
UAUUGCGUAGCCGAGUGGGCCUGGCGCGUGCCUGCGGAACACAAAAGACUUCCAUGCCCCCGUUCUUUCCCCUUCUCGGCUGGGUUUGUUGGUGUGUUUGACGGGCAAUCCCUGGCGGUGCGCCUCACCCCCCCUGCCUGCUGCCCGUUCUUUUUUUUGUGAGCAAAUUUCUUGGCGUCCCUUCCCCUUGUCCGCCCUGAAAGUCCGCGAUAUUACUUCGAUCCGAGCACCACACAUUUUCAACUCCUCUUCAAUCCGCCCUCUCCCACCCGAUUCCUCGCGCUCCUGUCCUUUGCGGUUUUCGGACCACUGCGCAUUUAGUCGCUCUUCAGAUGCAGCAUACCGCCGCUUGACUUUAUAUAUCGCGCCCUAAUUUGACCUGCCCCGACUGGUACCCACCUCCCUUGGUCGCAUUCAACUACACCUCCCUCCCUAGGUAGUACCAUGGACCUGCUGAGCUGCACUGGCUACUGAACCCCGGGUUUCCCGCCAGCUGCACCACCAUGAAGAUCGACAGCCCUACCACCAGGCCGUAUAGAUCCCAUCUCGUCGCCUCAUAACCUUUGCCUAAACCAUCCUGGGUCACGACCCCCAGGGCCGCGAUCCGGCGAUCCGACCAACCCUAACUUGGGACCUGCAUCCGGAAUAGCUUCCUGCUCGUCGCCAUACUACCUGGCCCUCACCACUCCUUCAGCCCAGCUUCUGGACCUUCUCCGCCUCAGGUGGGCAGCCUCGCCGCAGCCUGUUUAGCUCCAUCACCAUGGUGACCCGCGGCGAUGUCAAGGACUGGCUCGUGGCUCAGGUUAAAAACCUGAAGCCCUCGUUUCUCGGCAAGACGGCACACUUCAACUUUAUAACCGCACACUACCUCUACAUUGUUGGACAGUUGUUUGUCGGUUCCAUCCUGCUAUACGCGUCGGGCAAUGGCGCCAUUUCGUAUAUCGACUCCCUCCUCUUCUCGAGUGGGGCGUCCACUCAGUCCGGACUGAAUCCGAUCGACGUCAACAUGCUGAACACGUUCCAGCAGGCUGUCCUCUACCUGCAGGCCAUGAUGUGCAGCCCCAUCACUGUCAACACCUGCGUUGUCUUCUUGCGCCUCUACUGGUUCGAGAGGCGCCUGAUGCACAUCGUCAAAGAAGCCAGGAGGCGCAGAGGCACCCUUUCCAAGUCUAGAGCAAAGUCCGUUUUUGAGCGCACCAACGAUGCUGAACAAGGCGUCAACGUGGGCGACAUCAGGGUCAUGCACGGCCGUGGCAACACCAGGAUUACCAACGACGGCAUCCUCCUCCCCCCAGUUUCGGAAGAGUCGGGACAGAAUGGGUCAGGUAGCGGCCCUUCCCUGCGCCUACCUGACGAGGACGUGGAUCCCCUCACACCCCAGCCCGUCGAUGGCAGGCCUCGAGACAUCAAAUUUGCUGCGACGGUCAAGCGGAGUGACGCGUUUGACGACGACCCCAUGAACCUACCCACGGCUCGCACUACCGAAGAGCACCUGGCCAUCUUGGAGCGUCAGCGCAACGAGGAAGAAACCCUGCGCAUUCCUGGGCCCCGGGACGUGGAGCGUGGCAUGGCCCCGCAGAGGGUUGACAAUAGCAGCAGCAGCAGCAGCAAUGAGGAUAACGAGCCCGAGACUAACCACGGAGCGGCCAAUGCUCGGCGAACGAGCGUCGACUCUCGGCACCAGGCGCCCCAGCCCCAACUCCGUCCCCAGACCAUCAUGAUCGAAGAGCCAACCAAGCCGCAAAAACGUGACGAGAUGGCGGAGGACCUCGAAGUGAUAAAGAACGUUUUCUCUCCCGUCUACACGUUCCGCACCCCGCGUAUAUUCAGAAGCAAGAACGAACCGCAACACGGGGGCCAAGACGACGAGGCCCGGGGGCGACAGCGGCAAACACCACCACAGUCUAGCAAACGGCAGCUUAGCGGCCUCCGCCGCGUCCUUAGCCACGACCAGGCCACCGAGGGCACCCCAUAUCUCAGCUGGACGCCCACGAUUGGUCGCAACUCGAAUUUUGCAGGCAUGUCGGAGGAGCAACGUGACGAGGUGGGCGGUAUCGAAUAUCGGUCCUUGAAGGCUCUGGUCAAGGUCUUGAUAGGUUACUUUGUCGGCUUUUCCCUUCUCGGAGUCGUGUGCCUGCUCCCUUGGAUUCGCCUCACGGACCAGUACGGCUCACUGGUGGAUGCAGUCUCGCAAAGCCGGACCUGGUGGGGCUUCUUCAUGGCCAAUUCGGCCUUUAUGGACCUGGGCUUCACUCUCACUCCCGACAGCAUGAUCUCCUUCAACACGGCCGUCUUCCCCCUCCUGCUCAUGAGCUUCCUCAUCAUAAUUGGCAACACCGGGUUCCCCGUCAUGCUGCGGUUUAUGAUAUGGUUCACGUCGAGGAUAAUCCCCCAGGAAAGUGGUCUCUGGGAGGAGCUGAGGUUCCUGCUAGACCACCCCAGGCGCUGCUUCACCCUCCUCUUUCCCAGUGGGGCCACCUGGUGGCUAUUUGGGAUUCUGAUCUUGCUGAACGGCAUCGACCUGAUCUUUUUCAUUGUCUUGGAUCUUGCCAGUGGUCCUGUACACGACAUGCCCACGGGCAUCAAGAUCCUCAAUGGCGUGUUCCAGGCCGCCUCCACGAGGACAGCUGGCUUCGCAAGCGUCAACAUAUCGCAGCUUCAUCCCGCCGUUCAGACAUCGUAUUUGAUCAUGAUGUAUAUCUCGAUCUUUCCCAUUGCCAUCUCGGUCCGCCGCACCAACGUCUACGAGGAAAGCUCGUUGGGCGUCUACGGCAGCUCCGGAAUGGAAGAAGAGGGUAACAAUGGCUCUGACCUGUCCUAUGUCGGCUCCCAUCUCCGGAGACAGCUGUCGUUCGACCUGUGGUAUAUCGCAACCGGAUUCUUCCUCCUCUCGCUCUCCGAGGGCGACAGGCUGCAGAAAGGCGAUUUCUCCAUGUUCGCCGUCUUGUUCGAGCUCGUCAGCGCCUACGGAACUGUCGGCCUCAGCUUGGGGUACACGGGCAUCAACGCAUCGCUCGUGUCACAGUUCACACCGUUCGGAAAGGUCGUCAUCAUUGCCAUGCAAAUCCGGGGCCGCCACCGUGGGCUACCCUAUGGGCUCGACCGUGCCGUCCUGCUGCCAGGCGACUCGCGCAACAAGAACGAAGAAGCGCUUGCUGAGGCUAAGCUUCACGACGCGAGGCUUGCCCGCAGGAUGUCGGGAAUCUCGACAGGGACGCAUUUCACGGGCGUUCACUACCAAGGCACACCGUCCGUCCACCGGAUGCGCAGCCGAAGCAUCGAUCGUACCAACAGCAACAUAUUAUCGCAGCUUCUCCAUCCUGGUCCUCACCACACGCCGCCGCACCACCACAAUGCCGCGACGUUUACGUCCAUGAGGUCCAUGUCCACCCCUCACCUGGACGACCUGGAGAAUGACCAUCUCGGCGUUGGAAGGCAUCCCAUGCGUCGUGCCGAGACUCUCCGCGCAGAGGCUCUGGGUCAAGCACCCUCGGCCAGUCCAAGGCCUCCUUCCGCCAGCCCUAGGCCCGCUGGCGUUAACUUGAGGCCUGCCGCAGGUACCCCAAGAAUCUGAGGGAUGGCCAUGUGGCGGUGGCGGUGGCCGCACUAGCUGCGGUUUUGGGUGGCGUUGAGGUAUAGCCUUGUUUUUCUAAUUUAUUUUUGCCAGCAGCAUUUUUUCGUCCUCAUUUUUAUGUUAUUCCCCGCAGGUUGCCGAUUUCCUCGGCAUAGAAAAGCAUCAUGUGUAUGUAUACAAGUCGGAAGGCCAUGGGGUUUGAGCACAGCACGGAGUUCAGGGGCAAUUGGGACAGGGAGCGGGUCCCCUGAGAUCAGGGUUUAGAUGCUACCUAGGAUCAUUUUCAAUUAAAAACUACAGUCCUACCAUUCCA